This is a messenger RNA of Heteronotia binoei (common prickly gecko), 2286 nucleotides long. RefSeq names its product E3 ubiquitin-protein ligase TRIM11-like. Gene Ontology annotation, molecular function: zinc ion binding; protein binding. The record is from RefSeq and is a predicted model, not a curated record. NCBI's taxonomy places the organism in Eukaryota, Metazoa, Chordata, Lepidosauria, Squamata, Gekkonidae. The transcript is spliced from 8 exons. Bases 1 to 1755 code for a protein of 584 amino acids.
AUGGCGGCUGAAGGUCCCCUGAAGGAGCUCUGCGAGGAAGCCUCUUGCUCCAUCUGCCUGGACUUCUUCAGGGACCCCGUCAUGAUCGCCGAGUGCGGCCACAACUUCUGCCGAGCCUGCCUGAACCGCAGCUGGGGGGAGGCGGGGGCCGCUGAGCCUUCCUGCCCCCAGUGCAGAGGAAAAGCUCAGCCAAGCAGCCUCCGCCCCAACCAGCAGCUGGCCAGCUUUGUCGAAAUAGCUAAGAGAUUCAGCCCUUCGGCAGGGAAGGGGGCGGAAGCGAAGGGGGGAGAAGGGGAAGGGGGCGUCUGCGAGAAGCACCGGGAGCCCCUGAAGUUUUUCUGCCGGGAGGACGAAGCCCCCCUCUGCGUGGUCUGCAGCAGAUCCCAGGAGCACCGAGGUCACCAGGUGACUCCCCUGGAGAAGGAGGCUGCUGGAGAGAAGGAGCAGAGAGUCGUGGCAGCUAGAACGGCAAGAGUUUGCCAGAAGCACCAGAAGCUGCUGAAGCUCUUCUGCAAGGACCAUGAAGCCCCCAUCUGCGUGGUCUGUGAGCAGUUUCAGGAACACCAAUAUCACGACAUCGUUCCUGCGGAGGAGGCUGCCCAAGAGUACAAGAGAGUCGUGGCAGCUAGAACGGAAAGAGUUUGCCAGAAGCACCAGGAGCCGCUGAAGCUCUUUUGCAAGGACCAUGAAGCCCCCAUCUGCGUGGUCUGUGAGCAGUCCCAGGAGCACCAAUAUCACGACAUCAUUCCUGUGGAGGAGGCUGCCCAAGAGUACAAGGAUCAGUUCUGCAAUUGUGUGGAGAUUCUGCUGAAGGAGAGAAACAAAAUCCUGGCAUAUAAAGCCGAUAUAGUGAAGGAAAGCCAAGACCUGCUCAGGCAAACCAAAGGAGAGCGACAGAAGGUGCUGAUCAAGUUUAGGCAACUACAGAAGUUUCUGGAGGAACAAGAGAAACUUUUGCUGGCCCAGAUGGAAGAGGUGGAGAAGGAGGUGGCAAGGAAGAGGGACCAGCACCUGGCCAGACUCUCUGAGGAACUCUCCUCUCUGGAAAGCCUCAUCCGAGAAAUGGAGACGUGUCAACAGCCAGCCAGCAGUCUCCUGCAGGGUGCCAGAAGGACCUUGCAGAAGUAUGAAGAAAAGGAGCCGUUUGAGAGUCCAGUGGCUUUUCCCCUUGCGCUGAAGUGGCGUAUCUGGGACUUCUCGGAUUUAAAUCCGCUUUUGGAGGCCAUCAAGAAGCAAUUCGAAGCAAAUGUGACUCUGGAUCCAGACACGGCCCAUCUAAAGCUCAUCCUGUCUGAGGGUCAGAAAAGCGUAAGACGAGGAGAAAAGGCUCAAGCUCUGCCCACAAAUCCUGUGAGAUUUGAGAAUUAUGGUGCUGUGAUGGGCCGUGAGGGAUUCACAGGAGGCUGCCAUUUCUGGGAAGUCCUUGUGGGAAGUGAGGAAGAAUGGUCCUUGGGGGUGGCCAGAAAAUCUGUAAAGAGGAAGGGAGACAUAACCUUUAGUCCUGAGGAAGGGUUCUGGGAGGUGGGGAAGUGGGGGGGCAGCUACCAGGUUUCUGGAAAAGUCAGUGAUCUGACCCUGAGUGGAGAGCUGAAGAGGAUCCGAGUGUGCCUGAACUAUGCUGGGGGGCGAGUGGCCUUUUUUGAUGCUGACCGAGCAGCCCUUCUCUACGAGUUCUCUGGAGCCUCCUUCCAUGGAGAGACCCUCCUGCCCCACUUUUGGGUGUAUGGAAAAGGCCACCUCAGAAUCUCUUCCUAAGACCUUUUCUUCAACCAGGACCAUCAAGAAGAAAAUAGUAUUUCUCAAGAGUGCCCCUUUUUUGAGUCCUGUAGAGGCCUCUCUUGUCUCCAGUCACCAAAACAGACUGCAGUAAAGUGGAGACAUUUCUCCCCCCCUCCAUUUCCCAACAUUCCUUUCUCCUCCUUUGUAUCUUAUUCCUUAAAGCAACAGUAACACCUUUCACAUUGUAAAGGAUAACAGGCUUGUACUACAGGAGAGCUCCAAGCAGACCAUCAGCAUCCUCUCCAGCCUCCAUUAUCCUCAAGGAUGAGAGGAACCACUGCAGAGGAAGAAAGAAGAGAUCCCGCAUGUUUCUAUUAUUAUUCUGGACUUCCUCUUUUCUUUACUGGACACCAUCUGCUAGGAUUUCCCAGUGUUCAGCCUACACUUUCUGACAGACACUGAAGGUCUUGUCGCUAUCCAGGUUCCUGCGUUCACAGCAUUUGUUUUUCAGUUGUACCAGAGACUGAGAAGAUGUUAUGCUUUUUAUAAAGUUAUGUUGUGUUGAAA